AUGACCAGCCAUGGCACCCGGGCACAGAAAGGACCAACUGACAUAUCGACAAUUCAAUCCCUUGACACCGAAGAGUUCGCACCAGGAAAGUUUGAGAAGCGUUGGCUCAACAUAUCUGUCUCUGCACUCGGACCAGUCAAUGUUCCUGUUUUCGCAUAUCGCGGUUCUGCUCCUGGCCCGACCGUGGGAAUCAUUGGCGCCAUUCAUGGCAACGAGGUGAAUGGGAUCCCAGUAAUUCAACAGAUAUUUGCCCGUCUUGAGGAAAGGUUACGAAGCGAAGGCGCAGUGAGGACAAUAAAAGGCACUCUUAUCGGAAUUCCCGUACUCAAUGUACCGGGUUUCUUGGAUUCCGUUCGCUCGUUUGAUGGUCAUGACCUCAAUCGACUCAUGCCCGGCAAAUCCAAUGGAGCUGCCCCGCAGCAAUAUGCUUACCGCGUCUUCCACGAGAUUGUCAUGAAGUUGGACUACGUAUUCGAUCUUCACACGGCAUCCGUCGGUCGACAGAACUCGCUGUAUGUUCGCGCUGAUAUGAACGAUGAUAAUAUCAACAAAAUGGCAACCGAUCUCAGUCCUCAAAUAAUCGUGCACAACUCGAGUCCAGGUGGUUCACUCCGUGGAUGUGCCCAGCAGAAUGGCAUUAAAGCACUGACAAUUGAGAUUGGAAAUCCGAGCACUUUCCAGCAUGAUCUUAUCAUGAGAACUGUCGACGGCAUUUGCAAUACUCUGACGGUUCGAUUGGGAUAUCCGCUUUUGUCCGAUCAUGCCACCCGGGUGCAGCAAGAGAGUCCAGUCAUUUGCUGCCGAAGCCGUAUUGUCGCUCCUGAUGAGCAUGACACAGUGAUUGUCGGCCUGGAGUCCAACCCUGUCGCUAAAUUGGGCAACCGAAUUGUCCACCUUGGUGUCAUCGGGAAUGGCUUUCUGGACGGGGUGAACGAUGGUCAUCUCUAA
Messenger RNA from Penicillium waksmanii, 948 nucleotides. Its product is annotated as M14 family metallopeptidase. NCBI's taxonomy places the organism in Eukaryota, Fungi, Ascomycota, Eurotiomycetes, Eurotiales, Aspergillaceae. Gene Ontology annotation, molecular function: hydrolase activity, acting on carbon-nitrogen (but not peptide) bonds, in linear amides; hydrolase activity, acting on ester bonds. Bases 1 to 948 code for a protein of 315 amino acids. The transcript is spliced from 5 exons. The record is from RefSeq and is a predicted model, not a curated record.